Molecule: messenger RNA, 870 nt
Organism: Penicillium paradoxum
Lineage: Eukaryota; Fungi; Ascomycota; Eurotiomycetes; Eurotiales; Aspergillaceae
Exons: 2
Coding region: 1-870 (289 amino acids)
Biological process (GO): protein phosphorylation
Molecular function (GO): protein kinase activity; ATP binding
Source: RefSeq, a predicted model, not a curated record
AUGAACACCUAUGAUCCAGACGAUGCGACAUACAACGGAAGCCCUCAGCCCAACAACCUCAAUCACACCAAUCCCAAUCCCACGGAAUUCAUCCCACCAGGCGUGGAACAAAUAAUCUCACGAAGCACCUGCCACAUCGGGAAACUGAACGAAAACACCGUCCUAAAAUACGCCCCCAACCACAACAGCCCUCUCGACCUAAUGACCAUCAAGAUCGAAGCCCGUCUCCUCCACAUGCUAGGCCCCCAUCCACGCAUCAUCCAAUCCCACGGCCUCGCAGAAGACGGGUUAAUGCUCAAAUACUACCCCAACGGCGACCUCCAUGCAUAUCUCGCCGCACACCCAUUCGUGAGCAUGGAGCGGCGACUGGAAUGGUGCAAGCAACUCGUCGACACAGUCGGAUAUGUACACUCAAGACGGAUUAUCCACUGCGAUAUCACGCUGAGCAACCUCCUCCUGGAUGAGAAUCACGAUAUCAUCCUCGCCGAUUUCCAGGGUCUGCUUGUUGCCAGUAAUGGGAAGGUCCUGCUUGAUGGGUUGAGUCGUGAGCCGUCGAAAUCGUUCAUGCCUCGGAGACACAAUACGGCGGAUGUCCAUACUGAUCUCUUUGCCGUGGGAUCGGCGAUUUAUCAUCUUGUUGUGGGACAUGAUGUGUUUCCUGAGCUGGACAGCGUUGAAGAUGAGGCGGAGAUUGGAAACAGAUUUAAGAAUGGGGUUUUUCCGCCGGAUGACUAUGUGGCUGGACAUAUUGUGGAGAGGUGUUGGAGGGGGUUGUAUUCGUGUGCUGCUGAGGUUUCUACGGAUAUCUCGGAGGUUCAGGCUGUUUCGAAGGCUGUUGAGGAGGCUCAGAGGCCAGGUGAUGGUUUGUAG